GUUGGAUUUGCGGCAUACUUAUCUACCACAUGCACAGUGACUCGCAUUGAAUCUGCUCAGUUCUAUGUCUCAAGGAUGAUCGUGAUCGCUUAUUCUCCUGCCUAAUUCCUCCGCGCUUUCGCCCAUACGCUACAAGGCCGUGCCCGACUCCACGAAGCUCAAUUACAUUCUGUGCCCCGUCACGACUCCUUUUAAUUCUCCGCCCUGCAUAUAUAUUAUCCGAUAAAGUCAGACUUCUGGUAUGAGUGGUAGAGAAGGCUACGCCAACGGAUACGGGUACCCCGACACCAGCCGAUAUGACCGCACUGAUGCCGGUUACGGCAACAGUAACAACCUUGCUGUAAACGGUUACGGAGGAGGUGAACGAGAUCGUCGCCCGGGGGGUUAUGGCGGUUUUUAUUCUGAGUCACCGCAACAGCCUGGACUGUCGCCGUCCCAAUCACCCGACCGACGCCGCGAAAGACGGGAUAGGGAUCGAGACCGCGAAUAUUCCUCGUCGCGCUCACGCACCCGAGGUCGGGACGGGGACCCCCAGAGAAGGCUACAAAGUUCAUCGCGAGACGGACGGCCUCAUGGAGAUAAUAGCUGGCUGUCUGACAGCAGCCGGGAGAGGGAGAGGAAUCGAAAUAUGAACAGUAACCCAGCUGGAUCACAGGCUGUUGAAGAGGUUCUACAGUCUAUCCAACAAGAAUGGGAUCUCGUAGCCUCAGACGAGUGCGUGCCAGUCCAGGUAGCUUUACAAUUAAUGGACACAAGUACCCUAGGAAAAGCAGAUCGCGAGCCAGAAUUUGUGAAUGUGCAUAAUCGAAUUCAAAAAACUUUGAAAUCUGUGGUAAACGAACAUCACCAGGGCUUUAACAGCUCCAUUGGUACUUACCACAAGAUCCAGUCAAGUAUUCAAAGCUCCCAGGGACGAGUUCGUAAUCUGAAACAUGCACUGGAGCAAGCCAAGUCUGGGCUACUUUCGACCAAGCCUGAACUGAAAGAGCUGGCGACCUCGUCUCAGAAGUACGACGAUAUCAUCCAGCUGUUUAGCCAAAUUCAAGAGAUCCAAUCUCUCCCAGAGAAACUAGAGUCUCGAAUAUCUGAUAAGCGAUUCCUUGCAGCCGUUGAGGUGCUUCAUGAUGCCUUCCGCCUCUUGCGGCGCUCUGAACUUGACAAUAUUGGAGCUCUUGCUGAUGUUCGUGCCUAUUUCACCAACCAAGAAAUAUCACUUACAGAUAUCUUGGUGGAAGAGCUACAUGACCAUUUAUACCUGAAAUCCCCUUACUGCUCAAAUCGAUGGAAGCCACCGACGCCGGAGGGUGAGAACAACAGUGAGAGUCCAUCCGGAUGGGCUGGCACAUCUUGGGAGAGGCCCGUUUACGCGUUCCUGGCGAAGCUGGAUGCUUCUACGCCAAUGGUUGAGGAUGCUUCUCGCAACCCAGAGGCUGACACAUUUUACUAUAUCCGACUUCUUAUCGAAGCGCUAAAUAAAAUGGGCCACCUGGACAUCGCCGUCGACCGGAUUGAGCAGCGACUUCCAGUUGAACUUUUUGCAGUGGUGGACAAGACAAAUGCGGAAGUUGAUGCUCGUUAUCCGAAUUUGACUCGUGGAUUUGCACCGCAGGAUAAUAAGACGAAACUACCAACUGAGAUUAUUGAGACGCGUGGGCAUGUUUUAUCCGAGUUUCUCUGGACGUUAUAUGCCAAGUUUGAAUCUAUCGCUGAAGGUCACCGCGUUGUCCACGAUGUCAUUGCAGCUAUUGUUGAACGCGAGGGUAUUCCUAAAAGCAGUGCCCUUGCAGGGGGUUUCAAAGAGCUGUGGAAACUCUAUCAGAGCGAGAUUCGAUCCCUCAUGCAUGAUUAUCUGGCAACCGAUGGAGAAUCAUCCCUCCGACCAGGAGGCGAAGACGAAUCCAGGCGUCAUCUUUACUCAGGCUACAGAGACAAGAGCAAGAAAAUGUUUAAGUUGUCUGAGACAGAUGGAACAUCAGAGAUGAGAGCCGAACAAAACGAAUUGGAUGAAAUUCUCCAGUCCUCUGUUCCAGGCCUUGUGUCAAAGACAAGGCAGAAAUCCAAUACGAACGAAAAUUCCGACUCUAAACAAGGGAAUUCGGGAACAGGUCAUAAGAUCCUCAUCGAGCCAAGUGUAUUCAACAUGAGCAUUCUUCUUCCACCCUCGCUUUCAUUCAUUCAACGAUUGAAGGAAAUUGUGCCUGUGGAUUCCGAUAUUGCUAUGAGCACUUUGACUUCCUUCUUGGAUGACUUUAUGGUCAAUGUGUUCCUCCCUCAGCUUGACGAGACGGUUACAGAUCUCUGCAUGUUGAGCUACAUUGCACCAGAUUCGUUUACAGAGGAUCCUAAAUGGUUGGCAGUUUCUCCACGCCCUGUCUUCAAGGGAACGGUUAAAUUUAUGUCCAUCAUCCGCGAGUUCAGCAAAAUGCUGUCGAGUAUCCCUCAUGACCAAGCAUUCACACAGCUACUGAUAACACAAAUCGUGAACUAUUAUGAUAAAUGCUGUGGAUGGUACAGAGCCAUCGUGACGAAGAUUUCCCCUCGCGACAAUGGCCAAUUUCGGCUCAAGGCCGCAGCGCAAUUUGCUCAAUCAGGUGACAUCCACGAUGUAGUCAAGGAGCUAUGGAAGGGAGAAGCGGGUAAGGAAGAACUCAUAGACAAGGAAACUAAGCUUCUUCUCAAAAGCACUUCCGAAGUGCCUCUGGAGCCCUAUGACAUUAUCUCGGACCCCAAAACCGUUACAGCUCUCUCUCUUUUAUAUAACAGCACGCAAUGGCUCGCAAGCCAUCUCCUCAAAUUGCGCCAAGUCACACAACCGCCGUCUGAGCCACGGCAGGCACAGGAAGGCGGGCCACCCAACCGUAGAUGGACCUUGAUCGGUGCUAUGGUACCAAAACGCGAGGGUGUAAACCAACCCGUAUAUCUCCCCUUAAAUCAAGAAACUGCAACUGCGUUCGAUACUACCAUCGAAUCGCUGCGCGAUCUUUCCUCAACGGCUCUUUUUGCUUUACACAUCGAUAUCCGGUGCGGUAUUAUCCACAUGCUCACAAGGACCAUGGCUGGGCCCAACCCUAGGAGCAAUCGCAACUCCGAGCCUACAACUCCUUCUCCCAACACAAACACCGCUUGGUGGCAUAUCAUUUUGAAUCAGCCAACCGCUGCUUCACCAACUAUACUUGAGCUAAACAACGAUCUUAUCUCCUUCGAUACAAACAUCUCUUCAUAUCUGGGCUCCGCCGAGCGUUGGCAUAUCACAUCAGGGCUAGCCCGAUUCAUUGAUCAGGUAUUUGUUGCUUGUACGCAUCUUAUCGGUGCGAUAAACGAGAAUGGAGCGCUGCGUCUUCAGUUAGACGUCCUUGUUCUACAGCAAAACCUGAAGAACAUCAUUAUUGAGCCGGCUGAGGUUACAGACGAGGAAGGUGUCGCCAGACGAGGAUCUGUGCAGUACCAUGAGAUCGUUGCUCUCCCACGUAGUGCUAAGUUCCUUGAUUGGUUCCUGGAAGGUGCCGAGAAAGCUCUUGAUUAUGCCAAGGAUGAAAAAGAAUUUUUCGCAGCGCACCCCGAGAAAGCGUUGGCUGCUGGCAAUGGCGAGCCAUUUUCUUAUGAGGAGCUCAAGAUUCUCGUCGAUCUAUGUUUCUCGGAUGUUCUUAAAGGGCCCAGAGGCGCCGAGAACCGAGAAGAAUUCAUGGCUGCAAAGAAAGCGAGCGCAGAUGCCCUCUUAAGAUUGAAUGAGAUAAUGUGGGAUUCUAGGUAGUAGUCUCUUUACUUUUUGACUGGGGAACUUGUUCUUUCGAAAGAGAAGCCCUAUGUGAGAACUACCGUACAGUAUUUCCGCAGAAACUUAGCUAUCUUGGAUAUAAUUAAGAGACCAGGAUCUAAUAGUGUCUAAUACUCUAUACAUACAAAGCGAUAUAAGUUGAGCUGGUAAGUCAAAUAUGACUAUUUAGUUACAGUUUCUGUGGCUGUGAAUUACUACGACAGGUAUAUUA
Messenger RNA from Aspergillus alliaceus, 3986 nucleotides. RefSeq names its product exocyst subunit SEC8. The annotation marks the transcript as partial. Gene Ontology annotation, biological process: exocytosis; Golgi to plasma membrane transport. NCBI's taxonomy places the organism in Eukaryota, Fungi, Ascomycota, Eurotiomycetes, Eurotiales, Aspergillaceae. The record is from RefSeq and is a predicted model, not a curated record. The transcript has 9 exons. Gene Ontology annotation, cellular component: exocyst.